This is a messenger RNA of Kogia breviceps (pygmy sperm whale), 3277 nucleotides long. The record is from RefSeq and is a predicted model, not a curated record. Lineage: Eukaryota; Metazoa; Chordata; Mammalia; Artiodactyla; Physeteridae.
AGGACGGCGAGGCGGCCGGGAGGCUCCGAGUGGCGGUCGACAUGUUUCGGGCGCCGGAGAGCAAGGGAGGCCGGGCCGGCUCCAGCUUGUAGAGCAAUGGGUAUUGGGAGUCACAUAGAGUCGCCAGAGCUGGCGGUGUCCUGCUGCUGGAGGAGCCAGCUUGCGUUGUCCAGCUGGUUCUUCAGCUGCUUAAGAGUUUUCUUUAUUGUGAGCCUUUUCUGUGACCUAGCCCCACAAUAAAAGCAGAAGAAUGUGACGUCUGUUGAGGGCCAUGAAGCCCCCGGGAGGAGAGCCAAGUGAUCAUCCAGAAGAAGCUGCACCUCCACGCAGGCCAGACAGGAUGGCAUCUAAUAUUUUUGGAUCAACUGAAGAACCUCAGAACAUACCCAAAAGGACCAAUCCCCCUGGGGGCAAAGGAAGUGGUAUAUUUGAUGAAUCCACGCCUGUGCAGACUCGACAGCGUCUGAACCCCCCUGGUGGGAAGACCAGUGACAUUUUUGGCUCCCCAGUCGCUGCUACUUCACCCAUGGCACACCCAAACAAACCCAAGGACCACGUGUUCCUGUGUGAGGGAGAGGACACACUGGACCUUAGAGCCACAGCCAGCGCCUCCCCCAGACAAGAGCCGGGUGAGCCAGGUGGCCCAAGAGAAGCAGCCCGCGCCCAGGAGCCUGCGCCCACCGUUGACAGCCAUGAACCCAGGCUGGGCCCGAGGCCUCGCUCCCACAACAAAGUCCUGAACCCGCCUGGAGGCAAGUCCAGCAUCUCCUUCUACUAAGACGCUGCUGCGUCCCCCAUAGCCAGACAAGAAACUCGAGAGAUAGGAUUUCAAAAUUAUAGUUUCUUUAGGCUGAAGGAGCGGGGUGGGGAAGAGGGUCUGUUGGGUGGACACCUGAAGCUGCUGCUCCAGCUUCACUGCCAUCACAAGAAGCCGGAGACCUCGCCUCCCGGAAACCAAGGGAGGAAAUGUGAUCCCUGGUGUGAGAGGAGCUCUCUGGUGGGUGGGCAGGGAGGUAGUACCAGGCAGGUGUGCCUGAGGCGUGGGGUCUUCACGUCCUUGGUGUGUUGGCUAAUUGGGUAUCUAGGAGUCACUAAUGCAGCAGCAGAGUUUAAAGCCUUUGAGAGAAAUCCAAAAACCACGUGUCCGUUACUGUGGGAUAGAAGAGCAAGACACACUGAAACCCUAGCGGGGUGGGGAGGGUGGGUAUCUGGAUAGACCCCUCAGAUCCUGAUGCCGUUUACCCUUCAUGGACACGGUCUCUGUUUCUGGGACUUCGUCCCCAGUGUUUUUCACUUCAGUUCCACAGAUUUUCUUGAAACAUCUUCAUUGCUUUUCCUCAGCAGCUGUCAACAAAAAACCAAAAUGUUUUUCUCAGUCUUAUGCUUUAUGGAAAGAUUUUGUACCCUGAUCUCCCAAGGUGCCCCGCUUCUGCCCUCUUAGUCCUUGGCCAGAUCUUACAUAGAAAUCUCUCCCUUUCGUCCACGAGAGCCUGGUUUUGGGCUCUUUACAGGCAGUUUUGCUUGUGAAUUGUUCCUUUUUUCCUCAUCAGCCUUAAGUCUAGGCCUUUGCUCCUCACUAAUGAUAUGGACAGUUCCCUUCACCAGCAACACUUCCUAUCUACAAGGCCACUAACUUUUAUAGGACUUUAAAACUACCCAGAUAUAUCCAGGUAAUGGGAUUGUUUAACUCCUUCAUGUGUCUUCCUUUAUAUUCCUGCUGACAGUGGGAAGAAGAGAUGCUUGAGAACCUUGGGUUCUUAGGUUUGGAUUCUGUCAUAAUAGCUCAAGACCCGUUCUCAAGUACCUGCUUUACAUCAGUAGCUGUUUACUCUGGUCUGUUUCUGACACCUUUCUAGAAAAAAAAGUCUUGCACAGGUGCACCAAAGAGGAAGGAAAGUGUUCUUAGGCCGCCCUUUAUAAAGCUUUGCAGAACCUCUGGAUCAUAUUCACAGUUUCCAGACGAGUCUUAGAGACCUUAGGCCAAGAGAUUAAAUAGUUUGGCAGUAAAGUCUCAACUGGCCCAUUCCAUGAUAUUUGCCAGCAAAGAUAAUGGGCUGGCAAGAAUCGUGCUGCUGUAAUCUGUCAGGUGAAAGUUUCUCCCAUUGAGCCUCUAAAGGGCUACGGUGUUGGUUCCUGUACUGCAGUCUCGUGGGACCAACAGUUUGGGUUGGAGCUACUGGUCCAAGUGCCUACAAAGCUAAUGCAGGUGCUAAAAAUGUCUUCAUCAUUAAAAUGUAGUCACACUCCCAGUGACCUGGACGCUCAAGUGCCUGCAGGAGCUCCCUGCCAAGCUCCACAUCCUCCACCGGCGCUGGGGGGGUUCACACGGUGCUUUGCCAAGCAAAGACACUUUGCUUUUCUGUCCCCCUGCUGACUUUGGAGCCGAGAAACACUGAUUCCAUGUGACUCUAUCAAGUGCUUCCUAUCUCCUCCAUCCUUCAGAUGGUCAUUUAUAUGAAAGUUGUCUGGAAUUCAUUUUUUUCACAUUAAAAAAUGUCAUAAAUGGUGGUUAGCUUUUAAGCUCAAACACACUAACUUGUUUAACUUACAAUAAGAUGUUCCAAAGGUAGAAAUGAACUGCUAUUUAUAACUUUUUUUUAAUAUACAAGAAAAUGAUUUGUGAAUUCCAAAUUGGAUUGCCAAGAAGACCCUGACGUGCUGCUGGCCCUCGGGGCUUGGGGCUUCAGUCUCACUGUCAGUUACAUGAGGGGAAGAGCUUUCUAGAUCUGUCCCCUGGCAGGGACUUCCGGAGCAGAGCUGGGGUUAGAGGCCUGGGGGGAGGAGGAAAACAACCAGAGCAGAGCCUCUGGGCAGCAGUGACCACAUCACCUUACUUUUCUUCCCAUCUUCCCUCUUCCUUUCCCUCCUGGGGGCCGUGGGCAUGGGUUUAGAGAGCCCUGGGCAGUCUGGUCACUGGGAGGAGCAGCAGAAAAGUUUUUGCUCCUUUGAACCUGAUGGGGGAGGCCAUUAGCAUUUGGAAAAUGCUCUGUACAUUGGGAACUGCCUGUAUUUGGAAGCUUCAUUAACUCUUAGCAUCCUUUUCUCAACCUCCAAGCUGCAUUGAGAAAUUACUCAUCUGUAUUUUUAUUAAGCCUUAAAACUUUAUGUAUUUGGUGCCAACUUUUUGUGAAGCUGUAUCAAAAACAACAAACCUGUGCUCACAUCUCUAUGUAACUUUGAGAGGAGCAUUCUGUUAUUUUUCAAGGCAGGAGUGGGUGUAGCCGUUGAAUUAAACUUAGCAGUCACGUACUCAGUCUUUGCCUAUUGGUUGUGUGCA